Messenger RNA from Vicia villosa (hairy vetch), 2883 nucleotides. RefSeq names its product MDIS1-interacting receptor like kinase 2-like. Gene Ontology annotation, molecular function: ATP binding; protein kinase activity; protein binding. Lineage: Eukaryota; Viridiplantae; Streptophyta; Magnoliopsida; Fabales; Fabaceae. The record is from RefSeq and is a predicted model, not a curated record. The transcript has 2 exons. Bases 18 to 2861 code for a protein of 947 amino acids. Gene Ontology annotation, biological process: protein phosphorylation.
CAUUACAUCUCAAAAUAAUGAACUUCAAAUAUUCUUUACUUUAUAAUUUCUAUGAUCUGAAAAUGUGGAUGGCCUUUCUUCUUAGUUGGAGUUUGAUCAUUGAAAUCCAAUCUUCUGCCACUCCAACAUCUCAACUUCAAAUGGAAGCAAAUUCCAUAUUGAAGAGUGGAUGGUGGAACACCUCUGAUGCUCAAUUUAAUAUCUCAAGACGUUGUGAUUGGCCUGCUAUAUCUUGCAAUAAGGAUGGAAGCAUAUAUGAAAUCAACAUAAUAAGUACUAGUAUUUAUUAUGUUAAUUUUUCAGCACUCAACCUAUCUGUUUUCCACAAUUUAGAAAGCCUUGUUUUAAGUUCAAUUGGACUGCACGGAGUUGUUCCAAAAGAAAUUGGUCUCCUCUCCAAGCUCACUCAUCUUGAUUUGUACUCAAAUGCUCUUGGAGGUGAGAUCCCUCCUUCACUAGGAAAUCUCACAAAACUCACUCUUCUUGGUUUGUCUUUUAAUAAUCUAAAAGGUGAUUUGCCUCCUUCACUAGGAAAUCUCACAAAACUCACUGAGCUUGAUUUGUUCUCUAAUGCUCUUGGAGGUGAGAUCCCUCCUUCACUAGGAAAUCUUACAAAACUCACUUAUCUUUCUUUGUCCUCAAAUUCUCUUGUAGGUGAGAUCCCUCCUUCACUAGGGAAUCUUACAAAACUCACUCAUCUUUCUUUGUCCUCAAAUUCUCUUGUAGGUGAGAUCCCUCCUUCACUAGGGAAUCUUACAAAACUCACUCAUCUUGCUUUGUCCUCAAAUUCUCUUGUAGGUGAGAUCCCACUUUCACUAAGAAACCUUAGACAAUUAAAAUACUUAUACAUCUCUAGAAAUAAGAUUCAAGGUUUCAUUCCUUCAAUAGGAAAUCUCACACACCUACAAGAGUUAGACUUCUCUAACAACAACAUUCAAGGUAUCAUUCCUCAUGCGUUGGGAUUCUUGAACAACCUCACAAGAUUAGAUCUAUCUUACAAUAGACUAAAUGGAAACUUGCCUCUUUCCUUUGCAAAUCUCACCAAGUUAGAAUACCUUGACAUCUCUAACAAUAAGAUUCAAGGUUUCAUUCCUUCAAUAGGAAAUCUCACACACCUACAAGAGUUAGACUUCUCUAACAACAACAUUCAAGGUUUCAUUCCUCAUGAGUUGGGCUUCCUGAACAAUCUCAUAACGUUAGGUCUAUCUUACAAUAGACUAAAUGGAAACUUUCCUCUUUCCUUUGCAAAUCUCACCAAGUUAGAAUACCUUGACAUCUCUAACAAUUUUCUCAAUGGUUCUCUCCCAUCUAACUUAGGUCAAUUAACAAAUUUGAAAAUGUUACAGUUAAGUACAAACUUCAUUCAUGGGACCAUUCCAAUUUCGGUAACAAAUCUCUCUCAAUUAGAAAAUCUUAACAUUUCUUACAACAUACUCUUUGGCAGCCUUCAUUCCAAUUUUUUUCAAUGGGCAAAUUAUAAUACUUUUUUAAUAGACCUCAGUCACAAUUUUAUUAGUGGUGAAGUCCCAUCUCCGUAUGAAAAUUUUCAACACCUUUACCUCAACAAUAACAAUUUAACAGGAAUAAUUCCACAAUCUCUUUGUGAUAUCGAUUAUGUGGAUAUUUCCAACAACUGUUUCAAGGGUCCAAUUCCAUAUUGUACUAACAUUUAUACGAGGAACAAAGAUGAAUGUAUCAACACUUCUAUUAGAAAAUUCCAACCAUGGUCACCUCCCAAGAGAAAUAAUAAAGUAAGGCACAAUCUUGUCAUAGUUCUUCCUGUUAUUAUUAUUCUAAUUAUAGCAUUAUCACUCCUCGUAUGCUUGAAACUUCGUCAUAGUUCUAUAAAAAACAAUCAUGGAAUUACAAUGAGAAAAAGGAAUGGAGAUUUGUUUUGUAUAUUGAAUUACGACGGAAAAAUUGCAUAUGACGACAUUAUUAAAGCAACAGAAGACUUUGAUAUAAGAUAUUGCAUUGGAACAGGAGCAUAUGGAAGUGUUUAUAAGGCACGAUUACCAUGUGGUAAAGUUGUUGCCUUAAAGAAACUUCACGGAUAUGAAGCCGAGAUUUCAUCUUUUGAUGAGAGUUUUAGAAAUGAAGUGAGAAUUUUAUCAGAAAUAAAGCAUCGACAUAUUGUGAAACUUUAUGGAUUCUGCUUGCACAAAAGAGUUAUGUUUUUGAUCUAUCAGUACAUGGAGAGAGGAAGUUUGUUCUCUAUCUUAUAUGAUGAUGCAGAAGCCAUGGAAUUCAAUUGGAGAAAAAGAGUUAACUUUGUUAAAGGAGUUGCAUUUGGUCUGUCGUAUCUUCAUCAUGAUUGUCUAGUCCCAAUAGUGCAUAGAGAUAUAUCUAGUGGCAACAUCUUGCUAAACUCUGAGUGGGAGGCAAGUGUAGCUGACUUUGGUAGAGCUCGACUUCUUCAAUAUGAAUCAUCCAAUCGAACUAUAGUUGCUGGAACUAUCGGAUAUAUCGCUCCAGAACUUGCCUAUACUAUGGUUGUGAAUGAAAAGUGUGAUGUAUAUAGUUUUGGUGUAGUUGCACUUGAAACUUUAGUGGGCAGACAUCCCGGAGAUAUAUUGGCAUUACUUCAAUCAACAUCAAUCCAAGAUAUCAAAUUAUGUGAAGUAUUAGACCAACGUCUCUCACUUCCAAACAAUGAUAGAGUUUUGCGUGACAUAAUUCGUGUUGCCGCAAUUGCAUUUGCCUGCUUAAAUCUCAAUCCUUGUUUACGGCCAACAAUGAAAAUUGUCUCACAAAGUUUUGUCAUUGAGCUUCCACCAUUUAGCAUUCCAUUGACUGGAAUUUCUUUGCAACAACUCAUGAGUCAUGAACUCAAAGCUUUAUUUCACAUUGUAAAUCUUUGAAAAAAACAUGGAAUAAAUUAAG